This is a messenger RNA of Colletotrichum navitas, 456 nucleotides long. RefSeq lists its product as uncharacterized. The record is from RefSeq and is a predicted model, not a curated record. NCBI's taxonomy places the organism in Eukaryota, Fungi, Ascomycota, Sordariomycetes, Glomerellales, Glomerellaceae. Bases 1 to 456 code for a protein of 151 amino acids. The transcript has 2 exons.
AUGCCUGACCCGCUGCCUGGUGGCCCUGACCUGGGGACUCAAGGCACGAACCCUGACAUGACAGAGGACAGAGAUGACUUCCGCCGGCAAGAAGAGCAGGAAAGAGGAGCCGGGAAGAGUUGGCAGGUGCAGUUACUCGUCGGUAGCAUUCAACGUCCUGCUUCUAUCGACCUUCUACGCCCAAGAGCCAAGUACACUAAGGUAGGCGGGCGAGACAUGGCAGCAAGACAGUCUUGUGUGAGACCUGAGACCUUUUCCUUCGCAGGUGCUCCUACUUCUUCUUCGACACAUUCUAUACCAAACUACGCAGUUGAGAGGCUUUGGAUAGCCUGUGCACCGGCGCCUACUCUGGUUCGUCAUCCCACCGGCUGGGCUUGCUCCGGCUCUGGCACCGCCCGCGGCUCUCUCAACCUCGACGCUGCAACAUCACAGGGCACAGGCACGUUUGAGCAGUGA